AAAUCAGCUGGUGAUGAAUGCAAAAUUCCAAAACAAAGCAAUCAGUCGCCCUAUAUGCGCAACCGCCCCACAGUUGACAUACGAUAGACUUUUUAAUUACGUAAAAGUCACUAAAUGCCCGGCACCUCUCGGAUCUGAUGAAGAGGUUUGUAAGUGGUAGUGUACUUUCCUACUAUAAAUAACGACGCGAUCAAUAGCAAUAGCCUGCGAAUUUAAAUGCAAAAGAGAAAGAGACUGCCCGGAAUUUAACAAGCGAUGAAUUCGUCCAUUCCCUUGUUGGCUCUUCUCCUAUGUCUCCUGGUGCUAAUAAUCCAUGGUGACGGUAUCAACGGGCUUCAAAAGCCAGAGUUUGUAGGCUGUUACAAAGCUUAUGGCGACCGUCCAAUGCCGCAAUUUCUCGCAAGCUACCGCACAAAAGAGUACCUUAAAGAGUGGAACCAAGAUGAGUUUGACGCCGUCGUGCGGAACUGCGCCGCGGAGACAGAGAAACAUGGAUUCCUUUACUUUGGAGUUCAGUUUUGGGGAGAAUGCUGGAGCGGACCGCGGGCGCAUCUCACCUACGCAGAUUACGGCAAAACUGAGAAAGACUCCGAGUGUAAAAAGUAUCACGUGGGUGGGGACCUCGAGAUCGCCGUCUACAGAAUGCCUGACGCAGGUAUAACCUUUGCUGCAAGACUAUUUUAGUUGAGGGGCUUAAGAGGGAUGGUGGCGUGCCGAUGGUACGCUAAAAGGGAAUGACAAAGCAGAUAAAAUGCAUUUGUUGAAACCUUUUGUAAGGAUUCGAUGAAGCGAUUAAAAAAGUCAUGUCGUGCAAAACGUUAUACAGGGUAAGUAAGAGUAGUAUAGAGGACAAUAGAGGGAUUAUGAAUAAGUAAUCAUACGUAAUCAUGAGUGAUAAUCGU
Messenger RNA from Nematostella vectensis (starlet sea anemone), 902 nucleotides. RefSeq lists its product as uncharacterized. The record is from RefSeq and is a predicted model, not a curated record. The transcript is spliced from 4 exons. NCBI's taxonomy places the organism in Eukaryota, Metazoa, Cnidaria, Anthozoa, Actiniaria, Edwardsiidae. The coding region runs from base 256 to 684 and encodes 142 amino acids.